Gigantopelta aegis is the source of this 538-nucleotide messenger RNA. RefSeq names its product tyrosine-protein kinase TXK-like. Gene Ontology annotation, biological process: protein phosphorylation. Gene Ontology annotation, molecular function: protein kinase activity; ATP binding. The transcript is spliced from 3 exons. The record is from RefSeq and is a predicted model, not a curated record. Bases 44 to 538 code for a protein of 164 amino acids. NCBI's taxonomy places the organism in Eukaryota, Metazoa, Mollusca, Gastropoda, Neomphalida, Peltospiridae.
GAAAAGCAUCUACCCGUUUGGUAAGACACUAAAGGAAGCCGCCAUGGCCAAAGAGCUACCAGAAUAUUCCAGUAUAUACGAUUUGGUUUCGGGUGACAUUACUGUCCUGUACUUGGAUGUCUGCUUUAAGGUGGCUGAACGAAUCAACGAGUACCACGAACACGGUUGGCUUCACCGAGACAUAUCGGCAGAGACCAUCCUAGUUGCAAACUCAUUUGUUGAUUCAAGGACCUUUCAGGUGUUUAUGCCACGACUAGGACGAAUGUGCAAAUAUCCAAUUAAUACCACUCAGUCGGGGAAGUUCAUCAAGGGAAAGAGUUUUAAAAACAGAAUCAGAUGGCUACCUGCAGAAGCUAUUAUUGACGAGGUAUAUUCCCCUCAGAGUGACGUGUACAUGUGGGCCGUCAUGUGCUGGGAAGUCCUCACUCUCCUACACCUGUGGAAAACAACCCAACUCGAAGUGAAGCGCUUUCAGUGCCUUUCUGUAUGGUCAACGAAGAUGAGGUACAGUACUAGUGGUGACUGGCUAUACUGUUAG